AUGAAUCAGCAAGAAGAAAAAAGACCUGCGCCACCGAAAUGGUUGCCGCAUCUCGAGGAAACUCGAAAGAAAAUCGAAAAACGUCGAAAAGAUGAGAGUAAUAGAACAACUUCGAUUCUCGACCCGAUUUUAAGACCAAGUGCACGUUUUUCACAGCCGAAAAUGGAGAAAAAUCCGUUUAAAGUGAGUUUGAAAUAUGGAAUAUUUUUACAAAUCAUUUUUUUCAGAGAAGAUACAGGCAAGUUCAAAAAGCUGGAAUUUUCGCGCAUGUCAAAACUUCGAACAGAGUUAUCAAAAAAUUAGAUGAAUUGGAAGAAGAAUUUAAAGGAGAAGAAGAAAAAAGAGAAGAGCCAAUAGAGAAAAAGAUCAAAGCUUCUCCACCACCGCUUCUCAAACAAAAUUCCGACGCUGAAACCGAUGUUUCAAAAGUCGAACAAAUAUUGGAUAAUUUCUCAAGAAAACUCGACAAUCUCGAGUUAUCCGAACUUCCGAUUCAUGGCGAAGAGCUAUUUUUGAACAAUUUGGAAUUCGGAAUACUUCAACGAAUUUUGAAGGAGGAGCCGGAAGUGCCAAAAUUACCGAUUGCUGAAAUAAUAUCACAUAAAUCGGCGUGGCUGUUGAAUUCGGAAGAUUUCCAUGAUACCAAGGAUUAUCUACCAAAUGAUCCGUUUUUCUAUGAAGAAGAGGUUGCGAGGUACCUAAGAGUUUGUCUAGAUUUCGAAAAAAAAUCAAUAAUUUCCAGCAACUUUGAUGCAUAUCAAGCUUCCAUCGAACCCAUUUUAAAAAUCCCACCACCAGAAUCUGCUGGAGAUUCCGAAGAAAUCAAUUAUUUCAACUUGUCAUCUGACUCUGAAUCAGAUAAAAUCUACCAAAAAAUCAUGCAAGACACGGGAAGGAAAGAGAUCAAAGAGGAAUAUGAUUCCGAAGCUGGAAACCCUGUCGAAGAUCAAGAUCAGGAAGAUAAUUUCAAUGUUUUUGGAAAUUUGCCAAGUUGCUCAACUGCGCAAGGAGAAUCAGAGGAAAUCCCGUGGCAAAUUUCUGAUUCGCAGAAUAUUUUCAAUUUUGGAAAUUUGGAAAAGGAGGGGUAG
Messenger RNA from Caenorhabditis angaria, 1088 nucleotides. Lineage: Eukaryota; Metazoa; Nematoda; Chromadorea; Rhabditida; Rhabditidae. The record is from the annotation of a GenBank genome assembly.